AUGGUUCUGACGCGGAGUAUGGCGAAACCAGGUCCGAGGGCCAUGCAGAAACUCAAGCGCGUACUCAGGUACCUGAAAGGGACGAUAUCAAUCGGUGUACGCUACGGCGAGGAUGCCGAAGAUGGAAACGUCAUUACGGCGUUUGUCGACUCAGAUUUUGCAGGCGACCUAGACAAGGGCUACUCCACCACGGAAGUCGUCCUGUACUUCGCUAAUGGACCGGUGGAAUGGACAUCAUGCAAGCAAACGGUGGUGGCGACCUCUUCCGUUAAAGCAGAGUUCGUGGCUUUGUCGAAGGGGUGCAACAUCAUCAAGUACUUCCGCCACCUGCUGGACACCAUAAAUCAGACUCAGGAAGAAGCGACCGUGGUGUGGGAGGACCACUCGGGAGCUCUGAAAUGAACUCGCAGCUUCCGUAUCACCCCAAGGACUAAGCACAUUGACGCAAAGUUUCAUCACGUAAGGUCGCUGGUAGCUGAUGGAGUCGUAGUCUUGAAGCAAAUAUCGACGUCGCUUCAGAAAGCGGAUAUUUUUACAGAAGGGCUAAACCCGUCGGGGAUUCUCCGCGCCCGUGGCAUGCUGUUAGGAGUUUGAUCACCUCCCCUCUUCGUAAUCAGACUUUAUGUCUUGAGGGUUGGAUGGUGUGUGUGUGUGUAUAGGUUUAAAGAAUAUUCGGGAGAUUUGUGUUGAAGGAAAACACUCGCUGCUGAUGCAACGCAUCUGAGGAAGGCAGAACAAUUGAUAAUGAGUCAGAAGAUAACAUUGUUUCGAGAGGACAUGGAUAUUGUUUCUAGAGGACUGAGAACUGGAUCUGAUGCAUUGGUACUAGAAUGACGUAGUUCUUGAGAGGUCAUGUUGGAGUAAUCGCAGUACAAGAACGACUCUAAACAACAUAUUCGCCUGAUUGAGAGCGAAGUAUCUGAUUGAGAGCGAGAGCCAAAAAAAUUGAAAUUUCGGGUCCAGACGCCUCUUGCCAUUUCUUGGCAAGUAGGGGACGGGCUAUUCCAAGAAGCGGUGCAAAUUGAAGGUCUCAUCAGCAGCUUCGCGAGCAUAUGCGUGUCAUCGUCAUCGGAUGCUGCAGCGAGGAGCUAGACAAGUUGCUAGAUUUGCCCAGAUUGGCUAUUUCUGCUCAAACUGUUUCAGGGCGGUAUCGCGUCGGGCGGUGGGCUCUGCUGUAGCUUCUGCUCCCCGCUGUAGCUCCACAACGAGAGACUCCCACAGGAUGACCAGGGUAGCGGCUUGAAGCUACGGGCUAGCCCUUCAAUUCAAGCUACACAGCAAGCUCCACCUCUCAGUGGUAGUCCGGCUACAGCGUAUCGCGCAAUCUCGCUCUCAAUCAGAUGCUACGCUCUCAAUCAGGCGAAUAUGUUGUUUCUAUUCUAUUGCAUGGGUUCAUGCAGUAUUGUGAAGGCGUUGCCAAGUCUGUAACUCAGGUGAAGACAGCUUGGGCGUCUGUGUGAAUAAUAAUAUCACUCUGUGUGUUUCCCUACCUAACCUCGCAUCACGUGAUAGCUACUUUGUAGCCACAGCUGAAGGAAUAGCUGUACAGCGACUGCAGUGACAGUGCUGUUGCCUCAGCAAAGAGUACUCCCCCCUCCACCUUCGCGGCUUCCGUCCACUUGAACUUCGGUGCCGUGUCUUUUCGGUACCGGGAUUCCGAGACAACAUGGAUCGCCUUUCGUAGAUCCGUGGUCGGCCCCGAAUGCCUUCAGGUUGUCGAGCACACACUUCGGCCAGUUCUGUUCCUGUCCCCCCCUACGUCGCUUCUCCCCCCCUGCCAGUUCGCCGAGCAUCAGUCGUUUCGGUAGUCGCCCGUUCGGCUGCCUUGCCAAUGCUCCCGCGAACAGUAGGCGUCGUUACCGGAUCGUGGCUUCAACGCGCUGGCAUUCGACCCUCUUCAGCGUCUGGGCGUAAGAGAGCUGCCGGUAGGUGCCUUUCUUGCGCUUGUACCCGAUAUCUCGAAGGAGCCGUCGGUGGUGUAUCGACCGCAGCGUCUGAUAGUGGCCGCUGAGUGGUGACCAUGUCAUGCAGCCGUACAGCAGUGCCUCCAUCGCCUCCGCCUGGAGCAGGCGCAUCUCGAGUCGGAAUGGCGCUUGCGGUCUGUCGAAGAGCUCCCGGCCAUAUCAUCGCCUGAGGCACGCCCACGCUCCUCUGCUCCUGUAGUUGAUCUCCCGGGUGAGGUCGCCAUGUUCGUUGACGAGGCCACCGAGGUACCGGAACUCGGUCGUCUGGGCGUAUUUCUGUCCCGCGGCUUCGAUGGUCAGCGGUGGAGGCGGGGCGGGCUGUAAUGUUGUAGUCGGCUUGUCCUUUGCGCGCAUCAGGAGCGUCUCCGUCUUCUUCUCCGACACCGUUAG
Ectocarpus sp. CCAP 1310/34 is the source of this 2354-nucleotide messenger RNA. NCBI's taxonomy places the organism in Eukaryota, Phaeophyceae, Ectocarpales, Ectocarpaceae. The record is from the annotation of a GenBank genome assembly.